This is a messenger RNA of Cryptotermes secundus, 2571 nucleotides long. RefSeq lists its product as uncharacterized. The transcript is spliced from 2 exons. The coding region runs from base 1393 to 1947 and encodes 184 amino acids. The record is from RefSeq and is a predicted model, not a curated record. Lineage: Eukaryota; Metazoa; Arthropoda; Insecta; Blattodea; Kalotermitidae.
UCAGUUCAUGGAAAAGCAGUAAUUGUAAGAUCUGUUUCAGUUACUACUUCAUAUUGUCACAAUGUAGUUAUGAUAAUGGGAAAGCUGUCUUUGUGCUUAAGCUCCAUAUCAUGAAGACAUUGAAGGAGAGGAGUGGAAGUAAAACUUCACUCAUUCUUGACUUUGAUAUUAGAUGGAGAUGAGUGAUCCUUCUUAUGCUGUGCCUGCUUAACCACUCAGGAAAGAACCCCUAUUAUUUCCCAUUUUAUAGGAAGCUGCCUGGGCCUCACCGCUGGUGAAGACAUGAUGGUAAAGACCAGAAUCACUAUUCUUCCUGAGAAUCAAACUCUAUUCAAUCAGCCAAAUUUCUGAAGUAAAAUACAGCAUCAAAUAUGUCUGAUCCCUUCAUGUUUCAGAAUGAAAUGUUCUGCUGAGCAUUCUGUCUUCCUUGCUUUUGUUCAGUAAUUAUGCUGCGCUAUUAUAUGGUGAUUUUAAAUGAAACAUGGGGUGAUGUUAUGAAUCGCAGUCCUACACUCAUUAUUCUAAGAAUUCUUAGCAAUAUAACUACUGAGUCAGUUUUUAUAGCAGUAACAGACUGGACUUGUAUUUGGGAGGUACCUGUUUAUAAUUUUUGAUGGGCUACUGACUAACUGAAAUGAGGUCUCCUUCAGUUUCUCCAGUGCUUGCACAACUCAUGACCAUCUUCUUACCCGCCUCCAUUACUGAUGUUGGACGACCACGCGUAGUGCUAUCAUUACUUCCAGCACAAUAAACAAACGACUAGUGUUGAAGGGCAUGUUGUCAUUGUGCUUUCCCGAGUCCCCACCAGAUGUUCGUAUUGUAAGCAAAUUCCAGUUUUUCCAACUUGGGCGCCGUGUUAGUUAUGCGUGGUGACCCGUUUUAAUUUGACUGCCCCUUAUACACCAAAGAAUGCCUACUUUCGGCAAGGUAAAAUUUCAUCACAUUACUGGAACAGUGUGAGAUUUUUUAAAUACCCAUUUACAUGGAAUAUAGGAUGUAGCAGAAAUUUCAAACAUCUACCCUGAUUUCCUAACCUAUGGCAACUAGACUUUUACUUAUGGGGAAGUGUGUGCCUGUGUGCCAGAAAGCCCACUGGAGGACCUGAAGACUUGAGAGUGAAUUUGUCUGUAUGUCUGUUUCUCCAGUAGUAUGCCUACAAGUUGGUCUGUCUAACAUACCUCACUGUCAGCAGAGCAUCAGUGUUGAUGGUGGGCAUUUUGAACAGUUCAGAAUAGUAGACAUUUUACCUUUUUAGUGUUAAGGAAUAAUGAAUAAUAUAAAUACAUUUUUUGGUACACUCUGUUGUUGUGAUCAUGGAUGUAAUUUAUUGCACAGAUUUGCGUUUAAAUAUUUUAAUGUGGUUUUUGAGCAUGAUCAUAACACAAAUACUGCAUGAAUCAAAUUCAUCCAUUGCAUUUGAUUGUUCCUUUUUGUCUUCUCUCUGUCUCUCUCUCUCUGUGUGGGCUUAAUAGGUCUCCAUCUUGGCCAGUGUGGAUGCCUCAGUUACCCCCCAUUCUUUCUCCCACUACCCACAGAGAGGUCCCUACCUCACGCACCACAUUUGUCAUGGAUACCUCCUGGAGUCGAUUCUUGUCAUGCAAGAGUCCCAUGACUUCUCGAUCAAAACAGAAUAAUGUAGGUGACUCAUCUUUGAGGAGUCUCAUAUCCCCUUCAUUGGCAGAUGUGUUCCUGAAGCUUCCUCCUCCAGCAUUUUAUGCCAACUACUCUUCUGCCAGUGGCACUGUAACUCCCUCCAUCACAGCUUAUAUACCACCAGGAACUCCACUUCACUUCCCACCCUGGGGUUCACCUCUCCUUACUCCUAUGCUUCCUCCUCUGCAGGCGUGCUCCAUGAACACAAUCGUAGCUCCCGAAGAGGCAGGUCAGCAAAUUCAUUCUUCAGCAAGAACCACAGACACAGAAAUUCAAGUUCUGAAUCAGAAUUAAGUGAGACUGGAUCACUUGACCGAGCAAUGACAACCCUGGAGAGACGCAGGAAAGCAGCCAUAGAGGGUGCACCACAGGCACCUGUUGAAGUGACAAGAUUGUUCCCAGAGAGCGUUAUCGAUGAAAUCUUGAGAUCCGUCAAUUUAGAAGAAGACGAAUCAGGUACCAGUACCAUAACGUCAUCAUGGAAAGAUGGUGGAUUUCUUAGUUUAUUUAAUUGCUUUAAUGUCAAUAAAAUAAUCGCAUGAAAGGUGCAUUGUACAUAUAUACACAUCUUUGGCAUAGUUUUCUGUCGUUCAAUAUAACAGUUCUCACAGUGGCCCCAGAAGCACGUCUGUGCCUUGAUUGUUUAAUAAUAAAGUUUUGUUAAUUACCAAAGCUGAAACAAAAAUAUUAUAUUACACGAUAUUUUUUAAAAUUGACCCCUCUCUCAAAACUUGCCAGAUUUCUGACUGUUGGAUAUGAAGUUCAGUAUGUUAAUACCAAAAGAUUCUGUUGGACAUGAACCUGAGCCAGUUCCACCCAUCUCUGAUUGCCACAACGUAUUGGCAUUUCUCCGAUCAUCUUAAUGUUAUCCUUAUAUCUUCUUUGUUUGUCGUACUUUAUUUUAGUAGCUCAUCCAUG